AUGGGACAGCAGUUCACCAAUGCUGAAGGGGAGCAAGGAGAGAUUGAUGUUGCAGAGCUGCAGGAAUGGUAUAAGAAAUUUGUGGUGGAAUGUCCCAGUGGGACCCUCUUCAUGCACGAGUUCAAGCGGUUCUUCGGGGUCCAGGACAACCAGGAGGCAGCAGAGUAUGUGGAGAACAUGUUCAGGGCUUUUGACAAGAACGGGGAUAACACCAUCGACUUUCUGGAGUACGUCGCUGCCUUGAAUCUUGUUUUACGAGGAAAACUGGAGCACAAGCUGAGGUGGACGUUCAAAGUGUAUGACAAGGAUGGGAACGGCUGCAUAGAUAAACCUGAGCUGCUGGAAAUUGUUGAGUCUAUCUACAGGCUGAAGAAGGUGUGCUGGUCCGACGUGGAGGACAGGACCCCGCUGCUGACACCAGAGGAGGUGGUGGACAGGAUAUUCCAGCUGGUGGAUGAGAACGGGGAUGGGCAGCUGUCCCUCGAUGAGUUCAUUGAUGGAGCCAGGAAGGACAAGUGGGUGAUGAAGAUGCUGCAAAUGGAUGUGAACCCCGGGGGAUGGAUCACGGAGCAGAGGAGGAAGAGUGCUUUGUUCUGAGAAAAUGAGGCUUUGGCACGGCUGAAAUCGUGAUGCUGACU
Molecule: messenger RNA, 638 nt
Organism: Poecile atricapillus (Black-capped chickadee)
Lineage: Eukaryota; Metazoa; Chordata; Aves; Passeriformes; Paridae
Gene: GUCA1B
Product: guanylate cyclase activator 1B
Exons: 4
Coding region: 1-597 (198 amino acids)
Biological process (GO): visual perception
Cellular component (GO): cone photoreceptor outer segment; photoreceptor inner segment
Molecular function (GO): calcium ion binding; calcium sensitive guanylate cyclase activator activity
Source: RefSeq, a predicted model, not a curated record